Molecule: messenger RNA, 1745 nt
Organism: Colius striatus (speckled mousebird)
Lineage: Eukaryota; Metazoa; Chordata; Aves; Coliiformes; Coliidae
Gene: SPRYD7
Product: SPRY domain containing 7
Exons: 5
Coding region: 17-607 (196 amino acids)
Molecular function (GO): protein binding
Source: RefSeq, a predicted model, not a curated record
CGCGGUCCGGCCAGCCAUGGCCGCCUCCGUGUUCUGCUGCUUCUCCUGUUGCAGGGAUGGCGGGGCUGGACACAUCCCGUUGAAGGAGAUGCCGGCGGUGCAUCUCGACACGCAGCGCAUGGGGACAGAUGUCGUCAUUGUUAAAAAUGGCAGAAGAAUAUGUGGCACAGGAGGCUGUUUAGCCAAUGCACCUUUGCAUCAGAACAAGAGCUAUUUUGAAUUUAAAAUCCAGUCCACAGGGAUUUGGGGUAUUGGAGUUGCAACACAGAAAGCAAACUUGAAUCAAAUUCCACUUGGUCGAGAUGUCCAUAGCCUGGUGAUGAGAAAUGAUGGAGCUCUCUACUAUAACAAUGAGGAGAAAAAUAGACUACCAGCAAACAGCCUUCCUCAGGAGGGUGACGUGGUGGGCAUUACAUAUGACCAUGUAGAGUUAAAUGUAUAUUUAAAUGGGAAGAAUAUGCAUUGUCCAGCUUCAGGGAUCCGAGGGACUGUCUAUCCAGUGGUCUACGUUGAUGACAGUGCCAUUCUGGAUUGUCAGUUCAGUGAUUUUUAUCAGACACCUCCACAAGGGUUUGAAAAGAUCCUCUUUGAGCAGCAGAUCUUCUGAAUGUCUUCAUACUGAAAAUUUGCACCCUGCACUGUUACAAAAGCUUUUGUCAUCCUGAAAUGAAGCUUCACUUUACUUUUAGGAAACAUAUCUGUGUUUUUUGUAAGUACUUGUGACUGUUGUCUUCAGAAUUAAUAUGUUAACCACGAUAUCAGGUAACUGUUGCGAAUACAAGAUUUCUGGCAAUGUUUUGUGGUUGAAAGUGAGUGUUUUGAGGCAGGAUUUUUCUCUGAAUCGUACUUGACACAUGAAGAGACUAAGGGGUGUUAUUGUCAUCAGUAUUACAUUCAGUAUUUUCAAUAAACUGGAGCUGUGUAAAGCAAAUAAUUCUUACGUGGAUGAGAACUAUGGAGGUGGAUAGUUCUCAUGAUUUUUGGUUUGUUUCUUUUUCCCCAAGUCUUUUCACACAGAAUUAUGGACUUUGUUUAAAGGAAGCACUGUGUUUCUAGUCUGUGAUUUGGAGUUGCAGCGUCCCAGUUGUGCACAAUGACUAAUAAUAUGAUGGUAUAACUAGCAGCUAGGCAGGGUUUUUGCACAGUAUAAUUUAAUCCAUUCCCUCAGUCUUAGACCAGCAAAUACAACUUACCUGUUUCUACUGGCUUUUAAUUUGCUUUUAUUGUGACAAAUAAUAGGACACGUUCUAAUAAUAUUUUUUGGUUGAACCUUACAAAUAAACCUGGACACUACCUAUGUUUUUGUGGACCACCAUGCGGGGUUACACUGGUAGGAAAGUAAGUACAGAUCACUCACCUUGGGUGUGCAAAGAGUCGGGCAAAGGGUAUGAGAUGUUACGGUGAAGCCUUACAUCUAUAAACUGUAAAUGAGAUUAUUCUUUUAUGGAAUAGUGUAUUUAAUUUCUUUGUGAAUCGUUUAUAAAUGAUUAAUGGUGAAGACAUUGUUGUAAAAUGUGAUGCCCUUGAAGACAAAUCGUGAGAUGCUUCUCUUCCCCUCUCUUGUCAUAUUUAAUAUACUUCCCAGAAGAACUUCUAUUGUAAAGGAAAUCUUCAUACUGGAUGUUUGGGUUUUGGCACUUCCUGGGUUAAUGCAUUUGCAUAAAUGAAUGAUUUUAUUUAAAUAUUUUUUAAAAUAUUUGAUUCUGAAAUUUUCAAAUACAGCUUUCUCAAAGCCUUUCACCUUA